Molecule: messenger RNA, 3684 nt
Organism: Eurytemora carolleeae
Lineage: Eukaryota; Metazoa; Arthropoda; Copepoda; Calanoida; Temoridae
Biological process (GO): regulation of DNA-templated transcription
Molecular function (GO): protein binding
Source: RefSeq, a predicted model, not a curated record
UCCAUGAAACUACUUAUCCAACCCUGCUACCCUUAUAUAUCCUAUUUAAACCUAGUUAGAUCUAAAAAUGUCUAAAACAUUACGUCAUGAUUAAAUCUUAAACUAGAAGUUGAAACACAAAUCAAGGAAUCCCAUAACGUCAUGCUACCGUUUUAUGCCUUUGCUUUGGUCCUUUUGUUUCAUUAAUUCAACCCAUUUCAAUCCUAUGAUACAUUCUUGGAUUAAGAUACACCUUCCUUGUUACUAAACUAGAGUGAUUAAAGAUUUGAAUACAAAGGUUAGAACCACUCAUUGAGAAGAUAAAAACGAUAAUUAAAUGCCAGAAAACUGUCAAUUGAACUUCAGUAAUUGUAUAAUCAGUGAUCAGUGUAUUGUGAAGUGAGAUUGUCCUUAGUACUGUUGGUCCAAAGUGAGCCAAGUGAGCCCAGUGAGCCCAGUGAGCCCAGUGAGCCAAAAUGUUGAGCUACUUCUCUAAUCCUGAUUUAAGAAGAGGAGAUGAAAACGUGAUGCUGCAAAGUGUUCAAUGGAAUUCUGAACUGAAGUUAUCUAACCGUCCUCAACGACAAUCCGAAAGCUAUUACAAGAAAGCCUCUUCUCUGAGCUACCAGCCUCGCCAGCCUAAAACAAGCCUCCAGCAAGAUAUCCACAGACGGAGGUUCGGCUCCGAGAUCGGGCUCCAGGGUCUGGGUUGGACAGUAUCCGAUGCUGAGUUUGGAAGUUUAGGUGCUGAUCAACGAAGGGAUAGUAUCAACACACUCUACGGAGAUUUCAGGGAUACAAUUCCUGGCGCUACCCACCACCCUGACAAGAAACCAAAAAGCAAGAAGAAAGAACGAAUUCUAAAAUUCUUUGGAUUUAAGAGAAAGACGUGUUUUGAAGAAGAUCCUGAAGAUGGAUCCUUCUACUAUGCCGGAGGAUCAAGAGAAUCAAAAGGAUCGAGAGGAUCGAGGCCGAAAUAUGCCCAAUCCGAGCUGGGAUCCUCCAAACAGAGGUUGAAUAAAUUGGAUGCUAGAUAUGCCUCCAGUAUCCUCCGAGGUUUUAGUAGUACGGAUACAGGGUUUGUAAGUUCGGAGGCUGGGUUUAUCGACUCUGAAACCUCCGAAACCUCCGACAGUGAGACGGAUAAGCAGAGCGGGGUUACAGAAAUAGAGGUCAAAGAGAUAGAGGUUACAGGUGACCCGGAGAUAGAGGUUACAGGUGACCCGGAGAGGAAAAUAUCAGAUCAGCUUUAUCUUCCCAUGCAAAGUCUCAAGGGUAUCUUAGCAGCAGAAGGGAUUACCCAAGAACCCGCGGAGAAAUGUGAGGACACGGCUGAGCCCAAAGAAGAAGAAAACGUGGAAACUGAUGUUGUAGAGUCUACGGAGAGUGAGACUGAGAGCUCUCAUGAAAAUUCAUUAAACUUUGAAGAGAUUGAUGCUUCCACUGAAAGGUCAUCGUUCUUGAAAGAAAUCGCCGAAUCGCCAAGGCGUAUGCUCGAGCCCCUGUCUUAACCGUUAACGGCUCUGAGGACGGUUUUGAUGGUUUCAGGAUCGGAGUAAACGGAUUUGAAAAUCCCCUUCGUGAUCCGAAAACCGAAGAAUUCAAAAAACAAAUUGGAACCGGCUGCAAACUUAAAAUGGACGACACGGGCAAUAUCUUGGUAAAGAGGUUGUCCAAAUCCAACAUCUACGUGAAGAACACAAUAGAAGAAAAUGCGGUAUCUAACGAUAUUUUGAAGCUACCUAACGGUCAGCUAGAAGCAGAGAAACCGUUUAAACUGUUUGAUAUGAAAAAGUUCCAGCAGAAUGUGAAUAGAGAACUCAAAAGACAAUAUCCUGAAAGAUACAAGCUGGAAACACAGUGUAUAUCUACGAUUGCUCUGGUAAAGAAUGAAAGUGAGGUACUGGAUUCUCCAAUAUGGAUUAUGCUCAUCAAUGUUGUGGCCCUAGAGAUGCUUAAAGCUAAGAUGCCAAGAAUAUCAGGACCCUCCCGUGGUAUUGGACAGUACCCCCUGAAGAAGCUGGCAGGGAGUGGAUCCUCUGAUGAAGAUCCCUACUCCCUCACUCCCUCAGGAUCCUCGGGAUCCUCAGGAAAGGGUCCUCGAGGUCCUCAUGAGGUUGGGAAAAAGGAGAGGGAUUAUUAUGGACCUCAGAAUUGGGCGGUUAAAGGAGGAGUAAAUGAUUUAAGUGACGAAUAUAUUGAGGAUGAGAUGAACCUGGGCCUUAAAUCUAAACUGCCGAGUAGAUCUAGAACUAGAAACAACAAAAAAACAGACGAGAAGAUGGAUAGAUUAGAUGAUCCUUACUAUAACGGAAUGAGCGCCAGAGUCCCAGCUUUUGGAAGAAAAGUGGAAAAACAACCGGAAAAACAUUUUAAUAGAAUGAAGUCUCCUACCCGCCUGGGGGGCGUGUCUGGUAAGCUAGGUGGAGGAGUGGGCCAGAUAGGGGGUGGAGCUGGUCAAGCCUGGUGGCAUUCUAGACUUUACCCAGAAGGAUUUCCAGAAAGUGGUGUAUCCCUGCUGCAUGUUGAUCAGGGCGCUAAGGACCAACGACACGUGGAAAAGGAUCUAAAAACAAAGGAAUUGUCGAGCUACCACGAUGGCGGACGGGGCAAUGCGCAACAGUUGCCAAGGAACCGGUUUGCUUCUCCUUCCCGUCCUACCAUUUUCCGCAGCGGCUGGGAAUGAUCAUGGAAAUCCGCCAAAAACUAAAAUUUCCCCAGAUCUGUGUACUAGUCCGUUCCAUAGCUAGUCCAAAAUGCAAUAUAAUGUGAAUAAAAGUAAAAGAUAAAUGAGAAAAAGACCUCUUCCUAGUCUAAACUGUAAGUCGCGGCAUUGGUUCAAUCUUAGUGAACAAUAAAGCAUUAUUUUCUAAGUCAUAACUAAGGCUAAAAUUAUACUCCAAUGUAUAAUGUACAUUAUACCCAUCCUAAAUGUAUGUAGGCCUAAAACCAGUAAAUAAUACUGCCAUUUUUCCUCUUCCUGUAAAAUAUAUGUACUUCAACGUAAUGUGUUGUAAAUGUAAAUAGUGUAAACAAUACUUUAAUUAUAUUUUUUAAAUUUUGUAAAGUUUUUAUCAUUGUGCUUAAAAUUGGCAAGAUUGAUUUAAAACAUUUGUUCUUUAUUUUGUACGCAAAAAAAUAGGGUUGGUCUACACCAAACGCUGUUUUGGAUUUCAGAAUUUAAGAAACAAUUCGUUUUUAUGGACCUGCAGUACCAACUUCUCACAUUCGUAGAGUAAACUCAAAUUAUAUUCGAACUACUAUGACAUUUCUUUGAUCAACCAUGUCUUAAAACUAACUUUUAAAACAAAUUGAUUCAAUUAAAAUUUACUAAUAUAAAUGUAUAAUAUCUGUUAAAAUAUUAAAACUUCAACUGCUUAUUGUAUUGUAAUAUUAAGAAGGGUUAAAAUCAUACAGAAAUAUUACAUAAAAAUAAUUCAGUUUAUUUUUAAACUGCUUUUUAACUAUUAUCAUUGAAAACAAAGUUUUAGAAUUGGUAGAUAUACAAACUUGUAAAGAAAAAAUUUUCAUCUUAACUAAAAAAAACUGUUUUGGUUUAAUCUAAUUUCAUUGAUUGUGAAAUGCAUUAUUCAGUAUUUUGACCUAAUGCAGUUUCAUGUUUUUUUUUCAUUCCUUUUUUACAAUUUUUCAAUGUUAUUUAGAACUUGUGAUAAACAGUCGGCUGUGAAUGUAGAUUAUUUAACC